AUUUGGCAAUGCAACUGGGGGUUUGGGUAAACUCUGGACACGCAUACUCACGUUGGGCGCCCCUCUGGCUUGGGAGCAAUGUUUACUUGAGCAUGGUAAUCUUGCAUCGUUGAGCGGUUCAGAUGGCGUCUCACGGAAAUAUGGCAGGGGACGCCUUUGGCUCGUUCAAGCCCACCACGGCCCCUGCCGUUGUGAACGAAAUUCUGGACUGGGCCAAAAAGGUGAUGGUCGUCCAAUUGCUCAAGGAGAACGAACGCGUCUGCGACCUCUAUUGUGGGAGGGGGGGCGACAUCCGCAUCUUUGCAAGCGGCAAAGUGGGGGGGUACUUGGGCAUUGAUUCGUCCGCCUCAGCUGUAGAAGCGGCGCGGGAGAAUUGGCUUAAGCAUGGGAAGCCGUUCGAGGCCGACUUUCACGAGGUUGAUCCUUGCUUAUCGAAACUGAUUGGGCGGCUGGGGUUAGCGAGCGGGGAUUUUGAUGUGGUCAGCUGUCAGGGCCAUCUGCAGGACUCUUUCCUGACGGAGAUCACAAUGCGGAGCUUCUUGACAAACGUGGCUGCGCUUCUGAGGCCCGGGGGGUACUUCUUUGGAACGUGUCCGGACUCCAGCACAAUCUGGGUGAAGGCCCAGAAGGCGUUACAGCAAGCGCUGCAGCACGGGCAGACGGGGCCCAUCCCCAAGGUGGCCUCAAAAUCGUUCCAGAUCACCUUUGAGAACGACAAGUUCUCCACCUUUGGUUGUGAGUACUUCUUCUCGCUGAUCGAUGGCAUGCCCCCUCAGAAGCAGCUAUUGGUCCAUUUCCCUUCGCUUAUAAGGUUUGCCGCUGAGGUGGGGCUGGAUAUGGUCGAGAUCAGCAAUCUGGAGGACUUCUACGAGUACAACAAGGCCCCUUUUGGCGACUUGCUCCACCUGCCCACGUCCACCGACGGCAAGAAGCGCAUUCCCGGCUACGCCAAAGAGCUCAUGUCCAUCCACGCCACGUUCGUCUUCCGCAAGUCCGAGCGCGCGCUCCCCGCGCCCCUCCCGCACAUGAGCCCGCUCCCGACGGUGCUGACGUCAGCACCGGACACCGGACUUUCGGACGUUUCGGACGGGGAGGCUGCGCCGGGAGCUGCGGACGAUGCGUUUGCCGUGGAUGGGGGGUCGCCCAUGCUGCACAUUUCCAGCCCCCCGAAAAUUGUUGCCGCCCCCACGGAAGAGGAGGCUGCCCCAGGGGAUCCCCCUGCGAAGGCUGAGGUGAAGAGGCGGCGGCUGCGGAAAGUGCAGAAAGAAGCGGAGGUUCCGGUACCGGGGGGUGUGGAAAAGCCCGUUGUACAGAAGACGCCGGCGGAAGCGGUGGGAAUUGCUGCUGGGAAGACGCGGCUUGGGCGGCUGAGAAAGGCGGGCGAGGGACCCCGGGGCGCAGGGGCAGAGGAAGGGGUAACUAGAGCGGCAGAGGAACUCAAGGCGGGAGCUGCGAGUGCAGCGACGAAGAGGAUUGAGAAGGUGGCCAGGGUCAAAGCAACUGGCGAUGCCGAAAAGGUGGGGACGGGCCAGGCAGCGGGAGUGUCGAAAGACGCAGCGAAACCGGACGACGCUGCCAGGGGCGCAGUGCCCAAGGGCGCAGUGCAACCCCUGAAAAAGGGCGUGCUGAAGAAGGUGGGGAAAAAGGGCGGUAUUGCGGUGUUUGUAGCACGGGGGGCCGGAGAGAAGACGAGCGAUUCCCCUCGGAUGCGUGCAGAGGGGAUGGCGAUACUUGCGCUGGCUGCAUUUGCACCCGGGGCCGACGUGCCAAAAGUCGAAAAGAAACGGGGGGUGAAGGCUGACCCGGGCAACGCGGGGUCCGUUCCGGUUCCGGUGAAGGAUGAGCGCGGAGCAAGCGAGGGCGUUAGAACGGUUGCCGCAGCGCCCGGAAAGAAGGGCGGGAGGCUGCGGAAAAGGCAGGGCGGAAUUGUUGAAGCGGCGACGGCGACGGCGAGCGAAGAGGAAGUGGUUGCGAAGGUGGAGGUACCGGAACCGGAACCCGAAGCGGCUCCUCCGGAGCUACCCGCAGAGGAACCGAAGCCAGCGGCAGAGGAAACAAACAUCUCCGUCGAGAAAGCAGGCAGUACGGCGAGAGGGGUGAAGAAGGGGGCUGCGAAGGCUGGGGGUUUGCCAGGGAGGCCACCCCCCCGCCGGUCGUCGCGCUUCGAGAAGUUCGACUUUGGGGCGGCAUUCCAGGGAUCCCCGACGGAGUUCUCGUUACCCGAGGAGUGGCUUUCAGAGGCGGGGGGCAGGAAGAACCGGAGGAUGAGCAUCCGGGUGCCGUCCUCGGAAGAGGGAGCGCCGGACCAAGUGCUCGAGGCGCAGAUUGACGAGGUGGGGGUAAGAAGGGCACGCGCGGCGAGCAUUGAGCGCGAGAUCGAGGCCGCGCAAAUAGAGGCGGUUGCGGAGGGGAAGAGCGAGUUUGUGCGGGGAGAGGGAGGUGAGGCAGGCUGGGCAGCGGAGAAAGGAAAAGGGGGCCAAGAGAGGGGAGAUGGGUUGGUAGCGAAAACAGAAGCCCGGGGAGGAGCUGUCCAAGAAGGCGGAAGAGAGGGAGACAAAGGUGCUACAGCUGCGGAGGCGGGUGCGGUGCUGCGGGCUCCCGGGAAAGGGGGGAAGAAAGGGAAGGGAAAGAAACAGAAGCGCGGGGGUGGUGAGGUGGAGAGUACCGCGGCGCUUGCCCGAGAAGCAGGCCCUGGAGUCGAAGCGUCGGCUGGAGUGGCGGGUGACGCGUCGGCGGGGCUUACGGACGACCCGGCCGCGCAGCCGCCGUCCGCUGGUGACGCCUUGGCAGGAGAGGAGAGUCAGGGCAGAUUGGAUCCGCUGACGGAAGCAGGAGAAGCGGAAGGCGUGGGACGAGACACGCGGAGCCAAGCGCCCGCGCCCGACUCGCUCCAACUAGGGUGGGCUUAUGACGAGGCGCAACCCUUCGUCGGAGCCGUGUACACAAGAGCGGGAAAGAGGAAGGGCGGGAAAGCGCAGGGGGGGGGGAGCGGCGCGGCGAAGGAAGGGGAGAAGACCGCAGUAACGGGUGACGGGGAGCCAAGCCCGAGCGUUACGCCGGGUAAGAAGCGGCCUGGCAAGGGGGGCAGAAAGAGCGGGGCGGUGGAAGAGGCCGCGAGCGAGCGAGGCGGGGCGGGAGUAGCAGACGGUGGGGAUUCACGGACACCAACUAGUGUGGCGACUUCGGCGCUGGAGUCGAGUCCGAGGCUCGUGCGGCGCGUUAGCACGCGGAGGGGGGGCGAGCAGAGCCAGUUUCUGGAGUUGAACAUGGACUUGCCGAGUCCGGAGUACAAAAGAAAGAAGGGCGGAAAAGGCGAAGGCGGGGGAGGGAAGAAGAACGAGGGUGGGGAGGAAAAGCAGGGCGGGGGGCUUGAGGAGGGCGGUAGUCAGGGGACGGAGCCGGGAGCAACGGGUGGGGCGCGAGAGCAUUCAGUGGUUGGCGAACUUCCAGGCACAGAAGCGGCAUUUAAUCAAGAGGGAGAUGGGGAUGGUCACACGAAGGAGGAAACGGAUGAGGCUGGGGAUAGGCCAGCUUCCGACAAGCCUCACGGGUUGAGUACCGCAGGUACUCAGGGUCAGGGGGGUCAAUAUACGGAAGAGAAUACGGAAGAACGGCCAUCAGGCGAGGGCAGCGAUUUGGCGCAGUCCGCGGCUAAAGAAGCUCAAGGUGUGGAGCCGAGAGGAACGGGAGACGCAUCAGACGAUUCAAGGCAACAAGAAGCGACCGUGGCACCAGUAGCGGAGGCAAGAGUUGGGUUAGAGGAACCCGGGGUUUCUGCAAAGCUGGAGGUAGGCAAAGUAGAGCCAAAGAGCGGCAAUGAAAAAUCAGAAAGGGAGCACCCAGAAGCGACUGGCGGGCUGGGACGGUCUGGGUUGAGUGUCGAUUGCCAGUCCGAGGCAGCGGUUGGAGAAGGCGAUCAGCAGACGGGCAGCAGACCUCCGGAAGCGGGGCCGGCAGGAGAGGCGGGCGAGGACGGGCCGCCUGGGAACAGUGCUCACCAGAAAACGGAGAGGGAUGACGUAAUGGAGCAGCUGGAAAGCCGCGUUCAGGACGUCACGGCCAAUGAAGCGGAACGGAUGGAGGGCGGAGGAGAGUUACCGAGGAAAGAGUCCGGUCAGAAGAGUCGACAGGAAAGGGGCUGAACGAAGAGACUAAUCCGAGGGCGGUACCCCUCGACAGCCGGGUUCAGACUGGAGAAGGCAGAAGCAAUCAUGCGGGUGCUGAGCCCGGUGCCAGACGAUGUGAAGCUGCGCCGGGAGGAUGCAGACGUUGCGCAGCAGACUGUCGUGGCGAGGAAGAUGCCAGCAGAAAUAAGUGGCGGAGUGCUCGUUGCGGCACCGACUGGAGACCAAGAGGCCCAACCGACGGGCAAGGCUAAAGCAUGGACUAACACGUUUGACAUGUGGUGGGUUUGUACUGAACGUCCCCAGUUACUCUGAUGGUUAAUGGAAGGACGACUACGGAUCUCGAAUUCCGGCCGUUUUGACCAUGGCAAUGAUGGACAUGGUGUGACUCAAGUUCGCCUCGUUGGUGAGGUUGAGUCAUCCAAC
This is a messenger RNA of Klebsormidium nitens, 4550 nucleotides long. Lineage: Eukaryota; Viridiplantae; Streptophyta; Klebsormidiophyceae; Klebsormidiales; Klebsormidiaceae. The record is from the annotation of a GenBank genome assembly.